Marmota flaviventris (yellow-bellied marmot) is the source of this 752-nucleotide messenger RNA. The record is from RefSeq and is a predicted model, not a curated record. Lineage: Eukaryota; Metazoa; Chordata; Mammalia; Rodentia; Sciuridae.
GUUUUUCCGCGUUUGCCUACGGAACCUUAGAAUGAAGUCCUCGAGUCCACAGGGAAGAUUACCGGAAGGGACCUAUUUGGACGACUUAGAAAAAGGAAAGGAAAAGGAAUAACGAGGAAACAUGGCAGGUGUGAUUGCUUCUUGCGGUACUUUAGGGAAGAAGUUGACACAUUGGAUAACGGCUACUGUCUGCCUCCCAAAUCCCGGAACUCGCGCGGUGCUGUGGAGAAGAGGUUGUUCACAAUAUAAACAGGGAACCAGCAAUGAGGACCUGCCUGUUCCAAUGGAAAAUCCUUAUAAGGAGCCUCUUAAGAAAUGUAUCUUGUGUGAGAAACGUGUAGAUUAUAAAAAUGUACAGCUUCUAUCCCAAUUUAUUUCUCCAUUUACUGGAUGCAUUUAUGGAAGACAUAUAACAGGUCUUUGUGGGAAGAAACAGAAAGAAAUUACAAAAGCUAUUAAGAGAGCUCAAAUAAUGGGAUUUGCCGAAAAACAGACACUGGAUGCAACACCUAUUUUUACUCCUUCACCUUCCUACCAUAGGAGCUGCCCGGCAUGAAAAAGUCCACGGUUGUCUUUGCAAUCGAUCACGGGUAGUCAGGCGAAACGGAAAGUUAACCUGCUGCCUCCCCAGCGGUAGCGGAGCACGAGAUGAACUUUCUAUCCGUUCGCGCCCAAGUUUGGCCAGGAAAAAGGGAGACUGAUGAAUGAGACUGGGGCGUGUGGGGCAUUCGGGCCGGGGAAGGGGAGCAGGG